GAAAGAGUCUACAUCUUUUUCUCAUCCACACUAUCCAUUUAUGGCCCUAUUCUUGGUCUUAAUUCUUUUAACUUAGAGUCCACCCAAACAGAUUUGGAUGCAAUUUUUAAUUUCUUCUUCUACCUUUUCUUUUUGUUAAUUCAUUUCUUUGAAGAGAGAAAAAAAAAAAAAGCUUGGAUUUUUAGGUGAAUCUCAUUCUGGGUGGUGUUGGUAUUUGUACUCCUUUCGUUAGUUGUUGAGUCCAUCUCUAUUGCUUUUUUCUGUUUUAUUCAGGUGGAUCUAUGCUAAUAAUUGGUCGUUGAAAAAUAUAAUCUUUUUUUCUCAUCUUGGUUCUUUCUUUGACCAGAUGUUCUUCAUUUUGCUUCUCCCUCAUUCUUGAAUUGAAAAUUUUGGUUGAAGAAGCAAAGUGGGGUAGGGAUGUUUGGGUCUGGAAUGAAUCUGAUAACCACAAUAAUAGGUUUUGGGAUGAGUGCAACUUUUAUUGUGUUUGUUUGUACUAGACUGAUUUGUGGGAGGAUAAGCAGGAGGCAAUCAAGGCAAAUGUUUGAGAUUGAAUCAGGGAUUGAUCUUGAAAUGCCAGAGCAUCGAAUUAACGGGCUUGACUCAGUUGUGGUUGCUGCAAUUCCGACCAUGAAGUUUCACAGCGCGGCUUUCACCUCCUCGGAAGAAGAUACACAGUGCAGUAUAUGCUUAUCGGAGUACCAGGAGAACGAAGUUCUGAGAAUUAUGCCCAAAUGUGGCCAUAGUUUUCAUCUUUCAUGUAUUGAUAUAUGGCUAAGAAAACAGUCCACCUGUCCAGUUUGCCGUCUUUCCGUACCGGAAUCUAUUGAGAACAAACAAAGGCGCCCUGCAAUGCUUGGCAGGGAUCUAAACUCUGAUAGUUCCGAGAUUUCAGUUGAGCAUUCAAGGCAGUGGCUGCUACCUACUGUUGAACGGUCACAAGGUACUGUAAGUAACAACGAUGAAGCUGUUUCUGUUUCAAUCAACCCUGAACCUGUGGUCCCCCCGGAAGCAGAAGCAAGGUCAUGACGGAAGGCAAAAUGUAGAGGUACCAUAAGAAAUUAUGCCGUCUGUUUGCAUUCAGAUGUUUCUUUGUAUCAGAUCUAUCUUAUUGGAGACUGACAAAUGGAACAAGGAGAAUCUGAAGACAAGGAGCGAGGACGCGGAAACUUCUGUAGAUGAAUGUUGCAUAUAACUGGUUAGGAGUUCUAGUUGCACUCUUUUAACAAUUCGGAGAUUUUGGACCAAGUUUGUGGUACACUGGUUAUCUUGUCAAAACAAAGUGCGUCUUAUAUCAUGUACAAUAUCGCUGUAAAGAAGGCGUUUGGAUUCGCCGUUUUUCUUCCUAGACAGUACCAAAGUAGACGACAAACUAAAGUCUUGUUGAAAUGCUCUAGCAUUGGCUCAUUUGAGGGUCAUGUAUACUCUGUGACUUGUGAGAAUAUGAGCCUUCAUAUACCUCUUUUAGUAGUCAA
Molecule: messenger RNA, 1475 nt
Organism: Lycium ferocissimum
Lineage: Eukaryota; Viridiplantae; Streptophyta; Magnoliopsida; Solanales; Solanaceae
Product: RING-H2 finger protein ATL64-like
Exons: 3
Coding region: 418-1029 (203 amino acids)
Source: RefSeq, a predicted model, not a curated record